CUUCACCACACCCAUACCUUUGUCUCGUUCCCCAGGUCAUCUUGCCGUCGCUCUUUCGUCUCAAGACACCACUCUCUUUUGCUUAUACGACACAACUACUACCCAACAUGCUCUCCACUAAUUCAGUAUUCCUCGCCGUACUCGCCGCUGGAAUCGCCAGCGUGAACGCGGCGCCCCGUCUGGCUGCACAGCCUGUUACUCGUGAUGCCACCACGAACCCCGUCAUCAUACAGAUGUUCGAGUGGAAUUGGAACAGUGUUGCCCAGGAAUGCACAGACUUUAUCGGGCCUGCAGGAUACGCCUAUGUCCAGGUUUCCCCCGCCACCGAACACAUCACUGGCGACUCCUGGUGGACCGACUACCAAAAAGUCUCCAACCAGCUCAUUUCCAAACGUGGUUCCAGAGACGAAUUCUCCAGCAUGGUCACGACCUGUAAGAAUGCUGGCGUCGGUGUCCUCGUCGACGCGAUCUGGAACCACAUGGCUGGUUCGGACUCGGGAACUGGCGUUGCUGGUACAUCUUGGACCCACUACAACUACCCCGGGUACUACUCCUCGUACGACUUCCACUAUUGUGGCACGGAUGGGGAUGCGAUCUUGGACUGGUCGAACAAGACCCAAAUCCAGUUCUGCCAACUCGAGAACCUUGCCGACCUGGCGACCGAGACGGAUUACGUUCGCAAAACGCUUGUCGAUGAAGCUAAUGACAUGCUCUCCCUCGGUGUCGCCGGCUUCCGUCUCGACGCUGCGAAACACAUACCCGUGACUGACCUCCAGUACAUCGUCUCCCAACUUUCCACCACCCCUUACAUCACCCAAGAGGUCAUCGGCACCGGUCAACCCAUUCCGGAAUCAGACUACGCUUCUCUUGGGACAGUGUCCGUGUCCGACUACCAAGUCGCUGUAGAGACCGCGUUCAAGACCGGUGGGAUCGAUACGCUGGAGAACGUCGAGAGCACGAGUGAUGUAACUUCGAGCGCGGCGAGCGUUUGGGUUGCGAACAUGGAUUCGGAGAGGGGAAACAACGGCGGUGGACUCAACUACAAGGAUGGGGCGAUCUAUACUUUAGCACACGUGUUCUCGUUGACGCACAAUUACGGAACGCCGAGCGUGCUGUCAUCCUAUGAGUUUAGCGACAAUGAUGCUGGCGCUCCCAACUCCGGUGCUGGUUCCUGCAGUGGCAACAACGGCACCAACGGCUGGUUGUGCCAACACCGCUGGACUGCGAUCGCCAACCUCGUCAAGUUCCGCACCGCUGCUGGGUCUACUUCGCUCACCAACUGGCAAACUGGGUCCAAUAUGCAGAUCGCCUACGAGCGUGAUGCGGUCGGCUUCGUGAUCAUCAACAACACUGACGGCGAGUGGGAUAACACCUUCACAACUGGUCUCGCCGAUGGCACGUACUGCGAUGUGAUCAGCGGUGCCGUCUCGGGAAGCUCAUGCACUGGAACUACCAUCACCGUCAGUGGCGGCAAAGUCACCGCCUCGGUCCCUUCGAGGGGCGCUGUGGCGUUCUACUCUGGCUCGAAGCUCUAAGCUGUCGUAUUUGCUGUCCACUAUCUUUCUCAUUUUGGUUUUCGUUGGACAAACUCGUGGUUGCCCUUCCUUGUUACUAUUUGCUUUACGCUCUCCUGGUUUGGUCUGCUGUGGCAUACGGACUUCGCACACUCUCAUUACUCUGUUACAUGGACUUCUUGCUCAUAUUGAUCGGGUCUCACUCUUGAAUUUUGCCUAACAUACGGCGUACUCAUUGGACUGUCAAAUAUCGUCACACUCAUCCUCGUCACCACUCACCUGCCUUACUUACAUACUCGCAUUGGACUCUCGAGACCUUUUUCACACUAGAUGUCCGGCGUAGAGGCCUGUGUGGUGUGGAUAUGUGGAUCAUAGUGCUGCUACAUACGCGUACAUACGCAUGUGUAACGGGUUAUGUGGUUACUAGUAUACCGGGCUACAUAAUAUAUUAUGGUGAUUCAUUAUGCCUAUUCAUUCGUGUCGAACAAUCCUCAUCGUGCACAUAGACGGCAGAGCACGGAUCAAGCGAGUUACGGAAAGCAUGGAUGGUCCCUGAAGGCAGAGGCGAGGUAUCCCUCUCCAUCUAAGCAAACUGUCAACGAGCCCAAUGAACCGCUCCAAGCCACACACGCUCAUCCCCGCAUCUGCCGAAUAUUGUGAAUCUCAUCCCCAUCUCGGACCUCACUCUGCUCCAGAGUCCAUUCAUCGCGCAUUGUGCUUCCCAGGUGCAUAAGUCUCUGGUUUUCAGGGGCGAUAUCCUCGAGUCGGUAGAGCUCCUUCUUGAGCUCUGUGACCGUCAUGCUCCGUUCGGCUUCGAUGGAUACGGUUCUGCUGGGCGACACGUCUGAGCGGACUAUUUUGAAUGUGAUGGACGUUGUGGUAGAGACUGUGGAAUGUGUGGUCGGCGGG
This is a messenger RNA of Stereum hirsutum FP-91666 SS1, 2423 nucleotides long. RefSeq names its product glycoside hydrolase family 13 protein. Gene Ontology annotation, biological process: carbohydrate metabolic process. Bases 108 to 1535 code for a protein of 475 amino acids. The record is from RefSeq and is a predicted model, not a curated record. Gene Ontology annotation, molecular function: alpha-amylase activity; cation binding. NCBI's taxonomy places the organism in Eukaryota, Fungi, Basidiomycota, Agaricomycetes, Russulales, Stereaceae. The transcript is spliced from 12 exons.